UCAGCGCACUCUCUUGAUCGCUUGUUUACUGAGUUCACGUACUGGUCGUUGAUUUUCCUGAGGCAUUUUUCUCUCACUAUGGCUUUUUUCUGCCCCAUGAGAAUUCCAAGAAGACGAAGGAAACGAUAUCGAGAUGAAGAACAAAAAGACACCACUCGAAAUGGAAAUGCCAAAGGAAGGAUCACAGGCAGCAAUAGUGUAGACUCUAUUGUGGAGCUUGGUAGAGAAGAAGAGGAUAACGAGAUCGAAUUUGAACCUCGGAAGAUGGUUGUGCUUCAUGAUUUUAUACCCUGCGUCGAAGAUGAGGUCGCUGUAAAGCGCGGCCAACAUGUCAAAGCUUUGUACCAAGAGACAGACUGGAUCUAUGUUAUAAUAAAUGAUGGAAAGGAAGGUUUCAUACCAUUUACGUAUUGCGUCCCAGAGGAGGACUACGAAAAGCGGAAAGAGAAACAAAAAGGGCUUCAUAGGAAUAAUUUUCGCAACGCUUCGUUCCUCGACUCGUUGCAUGUGCAAACAGAUAAUACACCGUCUUAUAAUUUUAAGAAAGAUGAUUUUGGUGAUUACAUGGUUAGAUUUGAGUUUAUUGCCUGCGAUGAGAACGAUAUUAAUGCCAAGAAAGGAGAAAGAGUUCGAGUUUUAAACAAAGAUGACAAGGAUUGGUAUUGGGUCUCAAAGAAGGAUGGUGUUGAAGGAUUUAUUCCCAAAGAUUUUCUUGUUCCGUUGGACGGACUCGAAAAAAGCGAUUUAAGUCCAUCAACAGUUCAAAAUCAUUUGAAUGGUAGCAGAAGAAUAUCUCAGACCCGAGUUUCACCAUUGUCAACUCAAGUUGGAAGCACUUACAGAAUAACAACCCCAGAUUCCAACAGGUCAACUAGCAGUACAAACUCAUCCUCAGAACCUUUGUUAAUCACUCCUUCUUCAAGCCGAAAUGGCUACAGUCCUGUCACUCCAAAUGAUCAGACAGAAGCAUACCACCAAUGUCGCAGCACUAAUGAGCUUUUACUUUAUGGACAAGAACUUGUCUGUACUGAUACCUACCUAGCCAGAAGAAUGGAUGAACUUACUGUGAAUAAAGGUGAUUGGAUUUAUGCUGACAUGAAGAUCAAAGAUGCAAGGGGCUGGAUUUGGGCAUAUUCACCUUCAAACAAGUUGCAGGGCUAUGUCCCAAAGUCAUGUGUAAGACCACCAGCAACCACUCCUCUUUGAUCAAAAUUCAGCUAGAAUUGAGUUUACGUAUCUCUAGUAUGGUCUGGGACCAUUUUAGACUAUUUUAGAGAGAAAUAGGGAAAGCUAUCAUUGUUGUGAAAUUAAAUGUUUUUUGGUGCAUAUGAUAUAUUAAGCAUAAUAUGUCAAGGGAUAAUGAAUAUUUUAUAAAAUAAUUUAAGGAAUUCAUUCAGAAGAGAUCCAUAAUUGAAACAUUCUAGAUAUUUGUCAAAAGUAAUUUAGAGCUUUUUCAUCCUUGUGUCAAGUCCUUCAUGUAGUUCACAUGAUGAGACAACUCUAACUUGAAGUGUAUCAUCACCAUCAUCUUGAGAUUAAUUGAGGCAUCCUUGAGUGUUUGACAGGGUGUAGUCUGUGUGAGUAGAGUUUGGAUAGUUUACUCCAAGAGACUAGUAUACUCUUGUGAAACUAGUUGUGAGGAUUUGUCACUAUGGAAUUAUUAACCGUGAGACUCGGUACCAAACAGUUGAAAUGUUAACCAAUAAAAGUCUCAAUAACCAGCCCUAUGGCGAUGAUUUUGGGACUUAUCUACCACCUAAUUCCUGUUCUCAUACUUCUUCAAGAAUUUGUGUUUAGUUAGAAGUAAUCAUGUGUCGAAGUGAUUCUCACCUUGAAUGAAGAUAAAGGCUGAUAGUUUCGAAAGAAACUGUUUGGGGCUGCGUCGGUGGGGGUAACGAAAUAAUUUGG
Messenger RNA from Stylophora pistillata, 1908 nucleotides. Its product is annotated as SH3 domain-containing protein Dlish. Gene Ontology annotation, molecular function: protein binding. The record is from RefSeq and is a predicted model, not a curated record. NCBI's taxonomy places the organism in Eukaryota, Metazoa, Cnidaria, Anthozoa, Scleractinia, Pocilloporidae.